Didymella exigua CBS 183.55 is the source of this 1810-nucleotide messenger RNA. RefSeq lists its product as uncharacterized. The coding region runs from base 103 to 1527 and encodes 474 amino acids. Gene Ontology annotation, biological process: amino acid transmembrane transport. The record is from RefSeq and is a predicted model, not a curated record. Gene Ontology annotation, molecular function: amino acid transmembrane transporter activity. The transcript has 3 exons. Gene Ontology annotation, cellular component: vacuolar membrane. Lineage: Eukaryota; Fungi; Ascomycota; Dothideomycetes; Pleosporales; Didymellaceae.
AUCUGCGAUGAUCUAGCAGCUUUCCAGUUGUCCUCACAAGUCAUAAGUUUCAGAUUUAUGCGCACAUAGUGCCUCAGGCGUUCAUUCUCCCUCUAUUUCGCAAUGGCUGAGUUCAGGGAUUCUCACUACCCAGACACUGAAAAGAAUAAUUAUGACGACAAUGGCAUCCACCCAACAACUUCCGUUCAACAUGGCACCGCGCGACGCGUUUCCAUCACGGACGCCGUCUUUGGAGAGAUUAAUGAAGAUGGCCCGAACUACCGUGCCGUGGGUUGGAAAGGUACUGCCGUGCUCAUGUUGAAGACACAGAUUGGUCUUGGUGUCCUCUCCAUUCCAGCAGUCUUCCACAGCCUCGGUAUGAUUCCUGGUGUGAUCAUUAUCUUGGUCAUUGCUGUCAUGACAAGUUGGUCCAACUAUAUUGUUGGUGUCUUCAAGAUGAACCACCCUGAUGUGUAUGGCAUCGACGACGUUGGUCGCAAACUCUUCGGACGUCUCGGCUACGAGUUCUUUGGUAUCACAUUCGCCUUGUACUGGAUCUUCGUGGCUGGCUCCGGUAUGCUGGGUAUUUCCACCGCACUGAAUGCUCUCUCGUCUCAUGGUGCCUGUACUGCUGUCUUUGUCGCUGUGGCUGCUAUCGCUGGUUUUGGUUUGGGCAGCAUCCAGACACUUGGAAAGAUCUCCUGGCUCGCAUGGGUCGGUGUCGUCAGCAUUCUCAGCGCGAUCUUGACUUUGACCAUAGCCGUCGGCAUCCAGGACCGUCCGGCUGACGCACCCCAGACUGGUCCUUUUAAAUCAGAUUACGAGCUCUUCGGUUCCCCUACGGCCGCCGACGCUUUCGCCUCGAUCUCCUCCAUCGUUUUUGCAUACGCAGGAACCCCAGCUUUCUUCAACAUUGUGUCUGAAAUGCGCGAGCCUCGUCACUACACCCGCGCUCUCAUCGUCUGCCAGGGAACUAUGACCGCAGUCUACAUUGCCAUUGGAUGCGUGGUCUACUUUUUUUGUGGAUCGUACGUCUCUUCUCCAGCUCUUGGCUCGGCCGGACACGUCAUGAAGAAGGUCUGCUAUGGCCUUGCCCUCCCCGGUCUACUGGUCAGUACCACGCUCUUCGUGCAUUUUGCGGCCAAGUACUUCUUCAUGCGUAUCCUUCGAGGUUCUCAGCAUCUUACACGCAAUACUGCAACGCAUUGGAUCACAUGGAUUGGCUGCACAGCUGGAAACGCCAUUAUUGCGUACAUCGUUGCCAGCGCCAUCCCCGUUUUUGGCGGACUCGUGUCCCUUGUUGGUGCACUUCUCGGUACCCUCAUGUCUAUUCAGCCUAUGGGUUGCAUGUGGCUUUACGACCACUGGCGCGAUUCAAGGAGUGGAAAGUGGUAUUUCAUGGUGGGUUGGUGUGGUUUUAUGAUUAUCGGAGGUUGGUUCCUUACCAUUGCGGGAACAUACGGCAGUAUCGUCGGUAUCAUCGACAGCUACAAUGCGUCCGGUGGAUCAUCGGCUUGGAGUUGCGCCGAUAAUUCGAACUCCUCGUAAACUGGGACCAAAAAUUCUCGUUCCGGAUGGUACAUCUCGGCAAGGCACUAUGAAAAAUGUGUCAAUGAAACCAGAGUGCUCUCGGAGGACCUUUGUACGAAGUGUCACAUGAUCCGUAUCGCGCGAUAGAGAGAUGGUAGAAGCCUUGAGCAAGCUUAACAGCAGAGAAAGAGGCAUGAUAUCAGAUUGCUGUAAUUGGAAGUUAGGCGUGAUGCCGCAAUGAUAGCGGCAUAAUCCUCCCAAUAGAUCUUUGCGCUUUUUCUAGCCAACGUAUGAACAAGAC